AUGGUAGCAUACCCUCAUUUCUCAAGAGCUUCACUGAGCUACACACUCCCAGCUUAGAGAAAAACUUUUUGGGAGUAUUGGACUGGAAUGAGGCACUCAGGUCUUAAUUUUUUAAGCGAUAGUAUGCACAACAUUUUUGUUGAAUACUUUUUAGACAGCUUCAUGUUUUUUUAGUUUUUCAGUGAAGUAUACAUAUAGCAUUUGUCCCGAAGUUUUUUGCUUUAUACUGACUUUGUAUCAGAGGUCAGUCCCUCCCACCCCCUCCCUCCCUCCCUCUCUCUCAGGAAGAAAGGCUGGAGUCUUCAAAUUUACACAGCGAAUCCAACCUGGGCCAUGCAUUUUCAUAUAGUUGACUUUGGAGGGAAAAUGCUGGCUCGGUCUUUGAAGAAUACAUGAACUGAUGAGAAGCUAGUUAUCUUUGCAGUGCAAAAGAUAAGAUGGUUUCUAACCGUACCAGUAUACUCCUACGUUUUUUUAUAAAGUGCCCAAUGACUUUUCUUCUCCGUUCGCUGUCAGUACAGUAGCUGCCAGUGUGGGGGUUUUUACCAGGUGUUACACUUCAGUUUGCCCUAUAACACGUGUUCAUAUUACAGGGGUUUUCCUGGGUUGGGUCAAUCUGGAGAUAUGGAGUUGUCCCGCUGGUUACAGGCCAUCUUAUUUCAUGCUAGAGGGGGGUAAAGGAGUGGGGAGGAGCAUCAAGGAGUCACAAGCUCCACUGCUCUGUCGCUCCACCCCCCGCGCGCUCGCUGAGGACCGGUGGAGUGUGCGCGCUCAGAGCUGUCUUCCUGACCUUUGCCCUUAGUGUGAAAAGUGCUCAGGCACACAACGACAGUGCUUUUUCUGCACACAUCUUCAGUUUUGUGAAUAGGCUAAGUGAUAAAGGUGUUUCCCCAGCUGGCUAUCAGUUCUGAUAUCCACUGUUCUUCAGUAGUGUGUGGGUUUACGAGAGCUAAUUCCUGAGCACCUUUUCCAAGGUGAUCUCAGCGGUGUCAGGCAGACAACUCGCUAUUUGUACUCCACCGCCUGCGUCAGAUGCUGGGUUAGAAAGACAGAAGCACGCGCAGCAACAGCGUUGACCUCUUUAUUUCAGAGCUGUGGAGGCUUCUAGAUACAAAUAAUGAAACCACAGACUUUUCUCCCUACCCAUUGGCCAGGAUCCAAGAAAGCAGGCCAGGAUAAAGAAAUCAAAGUUUUAAAAAUAUUUCAUGCAAAUGAUAAAAGAACAAAAGAAAAGCAAUGAUUAAUACUUCUUCCCUUUUCCUUCAAAUAUGUAAUAUUAUUCCCAACUAAAUGGGAUCAGUUCAUUUGGGCAAGAUCAAGCCAGUAACUGCCCUCCUGUAGUUUGAUAUGAAAACUGAAUUGAAGGACAACUGGAAGCUUGACUAUAUGUCUUUGAUAAACUGUACACAUCAAAGCCUUUCUUCCCUCCCAGUUACCAUUAGAGCAUUUCUUUGAUUUUUAAAAAAAAAAAGAUGUACAUUCAUUGCAUGAAUGAAUACUAAAAAAUAAUAGUAUAGUUUUUAUGUUUGUUGUGUUUUGGAAGAACGUGUUUUAUUUCCAUAUUAAGAAAAGAAUGUAUUGUUUGAAAACUUUUACUAACGUUCUUGUUUUCUGAUUUUGUCUCUUUUGGUUUUUCCACAACUGAUAUUGUUAUUUAGAAGGUUUCAGGUGGGUGACACUAUUCCUGCGUAGGUGCCUGGCGGAAAGGAACACUAGGGCAGCCUCAGUCCUCUCCUCUUCUUCCAGCCAGCUGCGGCCACCACUCUGACAAAGUCCAAAAAUAUGGCUUGUUACCUGAAAGCCAUUGAGACUCAGCCCAACUUUGCAGUGGCUUGGAGCAACUUGGGCUGUGUGUUCAAUGCCCAAGGAGAGAUCUGGCUCGCCAUACAUCACUUUGAAAAGGCAGUGACUCUGGACCCCAAUUUCCUUGAUGCCUACAUCAAUUUAGGCAACGUUUUGAAGGAAGCUCGCAUCUUUGACAGAGCUGUGGCUGGAUACCUGAGAGCCCUGAGUCUUAGUCCCAACCAUGCAGUUGUCCAUGGAAACCUGGCUUGUGUCUACUACGAGCAGGGCCUCAUUGACCUCGCUAUCGACACUUACCGUCGGGCGAUUGAACUGCAGCCCCACUUUCCUGAUGCCUACUGCAAUCUGGCAAACGCCCUAAAGGAGAAAGGCAAUGUGUCUGAAGCAGAGGAGUGCUACAACACAGCUUUGCGUUUGUGCCCAACACAUGCCGACUCCCUCAACAACCUGGCCAACAUCAAGCGUGAGCAGGGCAACAUUGAGGAGGCAGUUCAGCUCUAUAGAAAAGCCUUAGAGGUGUUCCCAGAGUUUGCGGCAGCUCAUUCAAACCUGGCCAGUGUCCUACAGCAGCAGGGAAAACUCCAAGAAGCCCUUAUGCACUACAAGGAGGCCAUCAGAAUCAGCCCCACGUUUGCUGAUGCCUACUCAAACAUGGGCAAUACCCUGAAGGAAAUGCAAGAUGUUCAGGGAGCGCUGCAGUGCUACACCCGUGCCAUCCAGAUCAACCCUGCCUUUGCUGACGCUCACAGCAAUUUGGCCUCUAUUCACAAGGAUUCUGGAAACAUCCCAGAGGCCAUUGCAUCCUAUCGAACAGCCUUGAAACUCAAGCCAGACUUCCCUGAUGCGUACUGCAACUUGGCACACUGCCUACAGAUUGUGUGUGACUGGACAGACUACGAUGAGCGGAUGAAAAAGCUUGUGAGCAUUGUGGCCGACCAGCUGGAUAAGAAUCGCUUGCCAUCAGUGCACCCCCACCACAGCAUGCUGUAUCCACUCUCUCACAACUUCCGCAAGGCCAUUGCCGAACGCCACGGAAACCUUUGCCUGGACAAGAUUAAUGCACUGCACAAACCUCCUUACGAGCAUCCUAAGGACCUGAAGGUCAGCAAUGGACGUCUGCGCGUUGGCUACGUCAGCUCUGACUUUGGCAACCACCCCACCUCCCACCUGAUGCAGUCUAUUCCUGGAAUGCACAAUCCGGAGAAAUUUGAGGUCUUCUGCUACGCCCUCAGCCCUGACGAUAGCACUAACUUCCGAGUGAAAGUGGUAGCAGAAGCUCAUCAUUUCACAGACCUCUCACAGAUUCCUUGCAAUGGUAAGGCAGCUGAUCGUAUUCACCAGGAUGGAAUCCAUAUCCUCGUCAACAUGAACGGAUACACCAAGGGAGCUCGAAAUGAGCUGUUUGCCCUGCGCCCUGCCCCCAUUCAGGCUAUGUGGCUGGGUUACCCUGGAACCAGUGGAGCUCCCUUCAUGGACUACAUCAUCACUGACAAAGAAACAUCUCCAAUUGAAGUUGCUGAGCAGUAUUCUGAGAAACUCGCCUACAUGCCCAAUACUUUCUUCAUUGGAGACCAUGCCAACAUGUUCCCCCAUCUCAAGAAAAAGGCAGUGAUUGAUUUCAAGUCUAACGGUCACAUUUUUGACAACCGCAUUGUUCUCAACGGCAUUGAUCUGAAGGCCUUCUUGGACAGUCUGCCAGAUGUCAAAGUGAUAAAGAUGAAGUGUGACAACAACCAGGAAUCUGCCGGGGACACAAAUGGAGCUCUGUCCAUGCCGGUGAUUCCCAUGAACACAGCAGCUGAAGCAAUCAUCAACAUGAUCAACCAAGGCCAAAUCCAAGUCACCAUCAACGGCUUCACUGUCAGCAACGGCCUGGCGACCACGCAGAUCAAUAACAAAGCUGCCACUGGAGAGGAGGUGCCACGCACAAUUGUUGUGACAACUCGCUCGCAGUACGGCCUCCCAGAGGACUCCAUCGUCUACUGCAACUUCAACCAGCUCUACAAGAUUGACCCCCCCACCCUUCAGAUGUGGGCCAAUAUCCUGAAGCGUGUGCCCAACAGUGUUUUGUGGCUUCUUCGCUUCCCCGCCGUUGGCGAGCCCAACAUCCAGCAGUACGCUCAGAACAUGGGUCUGCCCGGCUCUCGCAUCAUUUUCUCUCCUGUGGCCCCCAAGGAGGAGCACGUGAGAAGGGGCCAGCUGGCUGAUGUGUGCCUAGACACCCCUCUGUGCAAUGGUCACACCACAGGCAUGGAUGUGCUCUGGGCUGGAACACCCAUGGUCACUAUGCCAGGUGAGGGUACUAAAGGAUUAAGUGAGACCCUUGCCUCCCGUGUGGCUGCUUCACAGCUCAACUGUCUGGGCUGCCCUGAGCUAAUAGCCCAAAGUCGCCAGGAUUAUGAAGACAUAGCAGUCAAACUGGGCUCUGACAUGGAAUACUUGAAGAUGGUCAGAGCACGUGUCUGGAAGCAGCGAAUCUGCAGUCCUCUCUUCAACACCAAACAGUACACAAUCGACCUGGAGAGGCUCUAUUUGCAGAUGUGGGAGCACUACAGCAACGGCAACAAGCCAGAACCGCUGGUCAAAUUCCAGACAGUAGAAACCAGUGAGAAUGCCUGAACUGGAAGCACGCCCAUUUCUUCUCCUUUCAGCCCCAAUCGUUCUUAACCAUUAUCAGCACCCUAGCUUGAAUGGUCGGUUUCCACUCCAGCCCCCCUUCCCCUGAACGAUCUCCGUCCCUCAUUUUUCAAUUAAAGGACUCUUAUUCUCAAGGAGCCUACACAUGUUCACAUCUCUUCCCAUAUUAAAUUUCUCCCGACAUCACCCACCUGAAUUUCCGGAGCCAGACUGAGUCUGAGACUUUCAGGCAGCUCAUCUGAGACUCUUGUCCUAAAACAAAGCAUACGUCUUUGGUGAGCAUGAGAGGAUUGUGAAUACCCUGCUACCCCUUCACUACUUGGGUCAAUGGAUUUUUCUUUUUUUUUUUUUUUUUUCUCUGGUCAGUGUGCAUCCAGGACUCAUUGCAGCUUGUGGAGAGAAUGCCCAGCCUUCAUUACUUGUUGAUCUAUUUAUAAAUGGAUUAAGAGUGUUGUGUGUUUUAAAAUGACAAUGUUGCACCAUGAAAAUUGUAACUCGGACUUAAGUUUCAGUUUCAGCUUUAACAUGCAAUUGUAAAACAUAAAUUGCAACUGCUCUUUAGUUUGUCUUAAGCUGUUCUUAAAAUGACUGCUGUGUGUAAAUGUGCAAGUUUUGAGGAAGUGGUCCAGGCGGAGACAACCCCCUCACCGAAUGCCAACUUUUAUUUUGUCAAUCCAGUAAUAUAUUCAUUAGCUGUUGACCAUUUUGUUGUCACACUAAGCUUGUACAAGUGAUUGGAAAACUACAUUCAUCGGAAAAGAGCUUAAAUUUGAGUUUAGAUGUCAGAGCAGUCCAUAAAUUGAUAUUGUUUUGUUUUUUUAAUCACACAAACCAGGAGCGGGCUUGGUAAGUAUUUUCUAAGCAGUUUUUCUUUUUGUAUUGUUCGUUAACUGUAUGCUGUCAAUGAUGCCAGGAGGCUCUACAUAUAAUAA
This is a messenger RNA of Mugil cephalus (flathead mullet), 5372 nucleotides long. Its product is annotated as UDP-N-acetylglucosamine--peptide N-acetylglucosaminyltransferase 110 kDa subunit. The record is from RefSeq and is a predicted model, not a curated record. Gene Ontology annotation, molecular function: protein N-acetylglucosaminyltransferase activity; protein binding. NCBI's taxonomy places the organism in Eukaryota, Metazoa, Chordata, Actinopteri, Mugiliformes, Mugilidae. The transcript has 19 exons. The coding region runs from base 1783 to 4422 and encodes 879 amino acids. Gene Ontology annotation, biological process: protein O-linked glycosylation.